AUGGAUGUCCAUAACACAUUUGACGAAUACCUAGAUCUACGUGAUCAACAAGACGAAGGACCUCAAGCAGAAGCAGCGACAACUACUACACAAGACAUGACUCAUUCUGACGACAAUCAAGCGUUGACUACUACUACCACCACCACCACCAGUGACGAACCCAUGUCGAAUGCGAUAGUGCCGGAGAGCCAUGCUUCUACGCUUACAACAGCAACACAUGGUGAUAAUCAUCCAACAAGCAACCAAGACGAAGCAGCAGCAGCAGCUGAAGCGGUAGCUUCUGCCACAGCCGCAGCCGCCGUCGCUGCCAUGACACAAUCACAAUCGUUUUAUUUACCAGAUUGGUCAGCUAUGCUUUCAGCCACUGGAAUGAAUACGGCAUCCUUGACUACCUUUUUGGAUCCUCAGCAUCUAAGUCAACAACAACAACAAGAUUCAUCGAAUGAUCCAGUCACCACCACCAGCAAUGCUGCCGCAGCAGCAACAUCAACGGAUGAAUCAUCGACUUUUAUUCCACCUCACAUGUUAAUGAAUCCACCCACAGCUAACCAGGGUCAGCUUGUUGAGAAUCAGGAUACUGCAGCAGCUACUGUACCAGAAAACAAGACCGAUGAGGAGGAGGAGAAGAAUGUGGAUAAUGGAAGAAUGAAGACAAGGUCAUCUACAAGAAGGGCUAGCAGUGCUGCGAAUACAGGAAAGAGGAAACCAGCGGAUGAGGAUACGGCCAGCAAAAAGAAGAUGAGAGGAAGGAAGCUUUAUUGCAUAUGUCAAAAGCCAUAUACCGGUGAUCCAAUGGUACAAUGUGAUAAGUGCUCUAAUUGGUUUCAUUGUGCAUGUGUCGAUUUGGAUCCUGAUGAAGCCGACGACAUUGAUACUUGGAUGUGUAAUGAAUGUACCCAAAAGUACGGUGGUGAUGAGAAAACAGAAAAAGGAGAAGACGUACCUACGACCAAGAAGGAACCCACCCCGGAAGCCGUACCCGAAUCGCCACCUGUAACCAAAAAGGCAUAUGGCACACGACAAGCCAAAUCGAGAACAUGUCUUCUACCAUCAUGCAAGAAUGUUACACGAGAGGAUUCCUAUUGUAGCGAUAAAUGUGCUGCUCAAGAUGCUCUUCGAAAAGCUGGUGAUUCAGAAUAUGUGCCCACUCGUCGUUCACUAUCACCAUCCCCUGAAAGACGUACCAAGCCAGCACCUGAAAAGAAAAAAGUUCAACAACAACAGCAGCAGCAGCAGCAAAGUCCACCCAAAGAGCAAACACCACCUGAAGAUGAUCCUAUUCGCAAGAAUGUAGUGAAGAACAUGACAACCAUCCUCAAAUCGAUCAUCACUUUUGCAUUGGAAAAGAACCCAAACCUCUUUGAAAAGGAAGCGGAUGCUACAGCAACUGUUGAGAAUGACAACAAUGUUGCCAUGGCAACACCUUCAGCGAAUGAGGAUAGCAACGCGGACCAGGCAGAGAAACGAGCAGCGACUAUUGCGCAGGAGGUUGAGGAUCAAAUGUUUGAGCAACUUGCAGAGCCCGGCAAGAAUAAUGAACGCCAUUGUGGUGGUCAAUACAAGAACAAGUUUAGAUCGUUGCUGCAUAAUCUCAAGGACAAGAGCAAUCAAGCUUUCCAAAUGCGUGUGAUUACAGGAGAAUUGUCACCCAAGGAUUUGGUUGCCAUGUCGGCCAAAGAUAUGGCGAAUCCAGAGCUCAAAUCCAUGUCAGAGUCAAUGAUUCAAGAGAGUAUCAAGAAUUCUGUAUUGAAGGUUUCCAAUAUGCCAUUCAUCAAAAAGACACACAAGGGUGAUAUUAUCAUGGUGGAUAAUACCAAGCGCGAUGAUCGGGAUGAAGAUGAGAGUUUACGCGUUUCUACCUAUCGAUCUCGCCAAGAUUCGGCUAGUGCGUUGGCAGAUGGUACUGAAAGUCGUCGUUCAAGCAUGAGCACCAAUACCACAGGAGCAGCUACAACACCUACAUCCUAUGUUCCAGAGACUCCCACAUCACGACAACACCAUUUUGAUCAUUUCUUCCCUGAGGUUAUGGAAGAGGACGAUGAUGAAAACAAUUCGGGAGAAGCUGCAUCAGCCAAGAAACGACGCAUUGAGGAAUUACUUGAGGAGGAGAAUUAUGUGCCUGAAUCAUUCAGUGACAAUGAAGAGGAUCGUGACGAGGGGGAGAAACAAAAAGAAGAACGAACAACAGCAACAAUGUCAUCCAACAAUAAGAGUGAACAACAACUACCAUCCAUUUGGCAAGGACGUGUCAACAUGCCUCAAGUGGCCGAAUUCAAUGCGUCAGCACGCCAAAUUGGUGGUCGUACAUUAUCCACUGAUGAAUGGAGCGAAGUCUUAUCACCUACCAUGUGGAUUGAAGGGCGGAUACCCGAGGAUCGUGUAGUGAAUUAUGUGACUCAGACUCAGUAUUCCACGAGCCGUGAGAUUGUGCUUUUGGAAAUUGAAGCAGCAAGUACGGAGGGUGAUCAGCAGCUCGACACGUUGUUGCGCUAUUUUGACAGCCGUAAGCGAUAUGGCGUAGUUGGCCAUAACAAGACCAAGAUCAAGGACUUUUAUCUCGUACCCCUUUUCAAGGUGCAGCAAUUGCCAGACUUUUUAUACGUUGUACGUAUCGAGGAAACCAAGCGUGUCGCCGACAUGUUUUUAGGUGUGCUUGUUCUUCAAAAGCAACGCGAUCCAGUACCACGUCAACCAGUACCAGCAGCUGCUGUACCUCAGGCACUACCACCAUCAUUAUCAUCUUUCCAACAACCACCUUUCCAUCAAGCAACCAUGCCUUAUCAACCUGAAGCACCAGCAUUAGGAACUAGGUUACCACAAGCACCACCACCUUUCCGCUCACCUUCGUCAACAAUGCCUCCUCCUUCUCAUUAUCGUCCUCCUCCUUACAACAAUAAUACAACACCACCACCACCACAUUCAUCUUCAUCACCACCCAAUCGGGUUCCACCCUAUCACUCUCAUCAACAACAACCCCAUUAUCGUCCUCAAAGAAGAUCACCACCACCAUCAAGGAUGCCUUCUUAUAAUCGUCCCCAUUAUCAUCGUCAAGGACAACAAGCAUCACCACAGCAACAACAACAACAGCAACCUCAUUAUCAUGCUGCUCAACGCCAUCCAUUCUACUGA
Lichtheimia ornata is the source of this 3129-nucleotide messenger RNA. RefSeq lists its product as uncharacterized. The transcript is spliced from 4 exons. Gene Ontology annotation, biological process: DNA-templated transcription. The coding region runs from base 1 to 3129 and encodes 1042 amino acids. NCBI's taxonomy places the organism in Eukaryota, Fungi, Mucoromycota, Mucoromycetes, Mucorales, Lichtheimiaceae. The record is from RefSeq and is a predicted model, not a curated record. Gene Ontology annotation, cellular component: nucleus.